Messenger RNA from Octodon degus (degu), 2422 nucleotides. It is a transcript of the gene Tsnax, whose product is annotated as translin associated factor X. Gene Ontology annotation, cellular component: nucleus; cytoplasm. The record is from RefSeq and is a predicted model, not a curated record. Gene Ontology annotation, molecular function: sequence-specific DNA binding; RNA binding; RNA endonuclease activity. Lineage: Eukaryota; Metazoa; Chordata; Mammalia; Rodentia; Octodontidae.
CGGCGCCCCGAGGUACGCGCAGCUGCGGCGGCGCCGCGCUCGCUCGCUCGCUCGCUUCCGGCGCGGGGUGGCGUUGUCUGCGAGCUGCUGCUCCAGCGCUUGGUGUCAGGGGGCUGGUCCCCGCGCUCCCCAGCUCCUGCGCCUCGUUGUCCGAGCGUUUCAGCGAAGGUCGACCAGACAUGAGCGGCAAAGAAGGAUCAGGAGGGUUCAGGAAGAGGAAGCAUGACAACUUCCCGCAUAACCAAAGAAGAGAGGGGAAGGAUGUUAAUUCAUCUUCUCCCGUGAUGUUGGCCUUCAAAUCCUUCCAGCAGGAGCUGGAUGCGAGACAUGACAAAUACGAGAGGCUUGUGAAGCUCAGCCGGGAUAUAACUGUGGAAAGUAAAAGGACAAUUUUUCUCCUCCAUAGGAUUACAAGUGCACCUGAUAUGGAAGAAAUAUUGACCGAAUCAGAAAUUAAAUUGGAUGGCGUCAGACAAAAAAUAUUACAGGUAGCCCAAGAGCUGUCAGGAGAAGACAUGCAUCAGUUCCACCGAGCCAUUACGACGGGACUGCAGGAGUAUGUAGAAGCUGUCUCUUUUCAACAUUUCAUCAAAACACGAUCAUUAAUCAGCAUGGAUGAAAUUAAUAAACAGUUAAUAUUUACAACAGAAGACAGUGGAAAAGAAAACAAGACUCCCUCCUCUGAUGCACAGGAAAAGCAGCUGCUCACUUGGAGCCUGAGAAUCACGCCUGUUGAUUACCUCCGAGUGGCUGAUUUAACUGGAGAAUUGAUGCGGAUGUGUAUUAACAGUGUGGGGAAUGGGGACAUUGACACACCCUUUGAAGUCAGCCAGUUUUUACGUCAGGUUUAUGAUGGGUUCUCAUUCAUUGGCAACACAGGGCCUUAUGAAGUUUCUAAGAAGCUGUACACCUUGAAACAGAGCCUGGCCAAAGUGGAGAAUGCUUGUUAUGCCCUGAAAGUCCGGGGUUCAGAAAUUCCAAAACACAUGCUGGCAGAUGUGUUUUCAGUUAAAACAGAAAUGAUUGAGCAGGAAGAGGGCAUUUCUUAGAAUAGUACCACACAGCUAUUUGCUUAAAAAUUCCUGAGAGAGACCAGUUUGUAAGACUGUUAUUCAGUGUUUUAUUUGUUUUUAUUGUGGUUUUUUCAUAGAAAUGUUUUCAAUUGUACUUGUUUUAAAUUGUAAACAAGCUGUAUAUAAAAUGUUCCAAAUGAAUAAUUUCUUAUUCAUGAAAAUUUGCACACAACCGUUCACAUAUAUGUUAAUUUGAACUUUUGUUGCCUAACCUUUAUCAUUUACUGUGUUGUGUGACCAUGCUUUGGAUUGCACAUUCUGCCAUAUGUAUUUCAAUUUACUUUGUGUGAGUUUUAUAGUGAUGCUUUUUAGUGGAAUCCAUUGAAGUUGGUAAUUUUGUUAUAUAUAGAAAAGAUUUCUUAAACUGCAGGGCUUAAACUUUCCUGUUUAAAUUUCUUCGUUAUUGUGCUAAGCCUUCAAAAUAGGUUUACUCCAUGGAGCAUUUAAAAUUAGUAUUUUAAAAUAUUAUAGUAAGAAUUAAUAUAAAAUCCUGGCAAAUUUUGAGCUGUUUUAACUUAUAUGAAACAGCCUUGCAGAAGAAUUGACAUACAUCAUUUACAACAUUUAUUUUUGUCCUUUAUCACAGAAGAUCUGAUGGUAAUUGGCACUAACAGUGUAAUAUUUUCACUUGGUAAAACUGAGUUAAAUUGUGUAUUUGUACAUACAACUGAAAGACUUUUCAGUAGUGGUAAUUUUUUUGGUAAAUCUUUUUGGUGAUUAUAUUAGGCAUGACUGAAGGCUUUCCUAUUCUAACAUCUAUUAGAAGUUACAUUUAAAUAAUUAUGCAAUUUUGAAAUACUAAGCUAAUCAAACCCUUAUAAUUAUCCCAUAGUGUUAAUUGAUAAAGUUGCCAAAGAAAAUGCAUUGUGUACAAUUCAGCAAUAAGACAAUGUAGUUUUUAGAAACCCUUGGAAUUGGGAUUUGCCUCCUGAUGUUAGUCAUGGAUCAUCACUUGUGGUGUGAAGCAGCGUGAGUGUGAUGUGACUAGCUGACAGCCAGACAUUUCUAAUUGGUUUUAUGAGUCCUGAGAAUUCAGAUACUGAAUUUUAUUUUUUGAAAGAUUAUCUCUGUUUGUAAGGGCUGAUUCUUUGAAAAAUGUACAUUUUCAAGAAAUAUCAUCUAAAAGACAAUAAAACAUAGACAUGCCUGAUAGAAGAUUGGUUGGUGGGAUUUUUUGGUGAUGGUGAGUUUUUCAGUUUGCAUAUCACUAUACUCUUGAACUAUAAUCAGUCCCAUUACAUAUAUUUUGUUUCUUCUACCACUUGAAGUUAAAUUUUAUAAUGUUAAAGUAAUAAUGGGUUGAUGUUUUACAAACAUUUAAAGCAACUCUUUCGAAUAAAAUAUUAAAA